UCUUUGAAUCUUUCGGCACGCUCCACAACGCAAAGCAUGCCGGGAGUCUGCUGUCAUGGCUCCACAACAACAACAUUAACGCAAGAACUACUUUUUACGACUAGUAAGAAUUCCUGCCAUAUUUGAAUCGCAGUUGUAAGCCGGAGAAACAAGGAGCAGGGAGGAAAUCAUGGCCGGGCCGAACAAAGCACUCGAGUUGCAAAUGCAAAUGCGGCAGAAUGCAGAGGACCUGCAAAGCUUCGUGAGGGAGCUGGAGACCUGGGAGACUGACAUGAAGACCAAAGAUGAGCAGUUGAGGAGAGGGGAGCAGGGGGACGCCAAGCCAAACCUCCCCCCUGUGCGUAACAAGGACUACAAAGCAAAAAUGAGGGCCAAGAAGAAGAUGAAGAUGGCCAACAACGGUGACUCCAGAGCAGAGGAGACCGACACCAAGAAGCCAUUGAGGAUCAAACAGAAUGAUUAUCAAUCGUGGGACAAGUUCGAUGUGGUGAAGGCUUUGGAGGAGGUGGAUAAGGAGGAAAGUCCCACGGAGUCGGACUCCGAGGAAGCGGAUCCGGAGCGAGCUUUAGCAGAGAAGGAAAAGGGCAACGCAUUUUUCAAAGAGGGAAAAUACGACGACGCCAUCGAGUGUUACUCCAGAGGAAUGGCUGCGGAUCCUUACAAUCCCGUUCUUCCCACGAACCGAGCCACCGCCUUCUUCCGCCUCAAGAAAUAUGCUGUGGCCGAGUCAGACUGCAACCUGGCCAUCGCUUUGGACAGCAACUACUUUAAGGCGUAUGCGCGACGAGGAGCAGCCCGCGUUGCGCUGAAGAACUACGACGCUGCUUUAGAAGAUUACCAAACUGUUCUCAAGCUUGACCCGGGCAACCUGGAAGCACAAAAUGAAGAGAAGAAAAUGAAAGAGAUACUUGGAACUCAGGAGCUGAGUGAGGGAACGUCACCUCAGGCAGAUCCCACGGUCGACCAGGAGCGCCAAAGACUGACAGAAGAGCAGCAAAGACGACAAGAGGCGGUUGUGCAAAAAGACAGGGGUAAUGCUUACUUCAAAGAGGGCAAGUACGACGCAGCCGUGGAGUGCUAUAACCGAGGCGCGGAGGCAGACUGCAUGAACGCGCUGCUGCCCGCCAACAGAGCCAUGGCCUUCCUCAAGCUGGAGAGAUUCAAGGAGGCGGAGGAAGACUGCACCAAGGCGAUCUCUUUAGACAACACGUACUCCAAGGCAUUCGCGCGCAGAGCCGCCGCCCGAGUGGCUUUGGGGAAGCUGGAGGACGCCAUGAAAGAUUUUCAGGAGGUUUUGAAGCUGGAGCCAGGGAACAAGCAGGCCCAAAUUGAACUCCAGAAACUUCAAAUGGAUGGCGUUUCCAGCGGCCUCCUUCAAACGUCCGACGGCUCCCAGAGGAGAACGGUGCAGCCCGUGGACAAAGAGGCUCACCUGCGCUCCACUAAACCAAUGAGGAGGGUCGACAUCGAGGAGAUCAGCGGUAAGGUGACAGUACCGGAUGUGGCGAGGGACCACGAGGGCCAUUCCUCGCCGUCGUCUCCCAGUACGAAGAUGAUCAGGAUCCGGGCGAUACCGGAUGCCCCCUCGCUGCCGUCUGACCAAGCUUCUUCAACCACACGAGCCAAACACGACCAGCCGGAGGAAAGCGUCCCUCCCUCUGAAUCAUCACAAAAAGCCCCCCCGAUAAACCUCCCAGCCCCACCCAGCAAAAGUUUCCAGCUCGAAGCCGACCUGCGCAUGAUUGGAAACCAGCCGGAAGUGGUUUACAGAUACUUAAAGCAAAUCAAGCCAGAGGCGUACACGCGCAUUUUCCAGAGCUCCCUUGAACCUCACAUCCUCAGUCAGAUCCUGCAGACGCUGCGAGAUUUCUACAUCCAGAAUGAAGCUGCGGCCGUCACGGCGGACAUCCUGAAGAAUCUAUCGAGCGUGAGGCGUUUCGACACGGCCGUCAUGUUUAUGUCUUCCUCGGAGAAGAAAGUGCUUAAAGAAGUAUUCGACUUCCUCCAACGAGCGGAUGUGGACGCAUCAUCUGUUGAGUACCUCCAGAAAAAGUACUGUGUGUGACCUGUUCGUUCAGGUUGUAGCCUAAUGCUGUAUCGUAAGUGAAUUUCCUCCUCUGUGGACCAAAUAAGAGAGCGACAACACAAAAAGUCAUCCCUGAAUAAAAGUGUAUUUUGUAACUACUUACAUUCUUUCCACACACCUACACAAUCUAAUGAGAACCAGUAUCAUUACAGAUUGGAUUCAAAAUGACAAAAUCUCAUUGAAGAAAAAUAAACAGCAUACAAACGUU
Phyllopteryx taeniolatus (common seadragon) is the source of this 2294-nucleotide messenger RNA. RefSeq names its product RNA polymerase II associated protein 3 (gene rpap3). The coding region runs from base 170 to 2065 and encodes 631 amino acids. Lineage: Eukaryota; Metazoa; Chordata; Actinopteri; Syngnathiformes; Syngnathidae. Gene Ontology annotation, molecular function: protein binding. The record is from RefSeq and is a predicted model, not a curated record. The transcript has 17 exons.